Molecule: messenger RNA, 759 nt
Organism: Lasiosphaeria miniovina
Lineage: Eukaryota; Fungi; Ascomycota; Sordariomycetes; Sordariales; Lasiosphaeriaceae
Exons: 2
Coding region: 1-759 (252 amino acids)
Source: RefSeq, a predicted model, not a curated record
AUGUUCUCUGGUGAGGAUAUUGAGAACUUUGUCAAGUAUGUCAAUCGGUCCCUAGACGAAGAGGAAGACUUCCACUUUCUCCGGUUCGAGUUCCUCCAGCGACUCAACCUCACUCAAUUCCAAGCGAGGCUGGUGCGGUUGAAGAGCCGAAUCCAAAAGGAGGGGAAAGCUUCAAGGAGGGAGCUAAAAAUGCUACAAUCUACAAUGUCGGCGUACGCAACGGCCAUCCGCGACUAUCGGUGCCUCAGAUUGCAGAAGAGCCUCGGCAUUUCCGAGACCAAGAGACGCAAGCUCCUCCUGCAGCGCUUCUUCCAGUCCGAGAGCGACUUCAACGAUCCCUUCCAGUCACACUAUGCAUUCUUCAAAGACGACAACAAGAAGAUCGACCCUCUGCGCCGUGCAUUCAUGACCUCGCUGCCGGCACGCCUUGCAUAUUCGGAUGAGGAGAGAAGACAGCGUAGCAGGGAAUACGCCGAGGGCAAAUACCCUCUUCGGGUCUCACAGUUCAUGGACAGGCUUUUACGCUUCACCGUCGCUCUUGCCGGUGGUGUGUUCCUCAUCAUGCCAAUGAUUAUCACGAUGCUCAACCCGUCGCAGAUGAAGAGCCUGGUGACGGCUUCCGUCGCGGUUGUGUUCUUUGCGGUCGUCUUGUCCUUUGCUGUCCGGGCUUCGAACGCCGAGACUCUGAUCUGGACGGCGACGUAUGCGGCUGUUCUUGUUGUAUUUGUCGGCACCAGCGCCGGUGCGAGUUCCAAUUAG